CGAGACGGAUGGCAGAGGCAAAGCAAAACUGAGACGAAAUAUUUAUAUUAAUGCAUUUAUCUUGUCUUGAUUUGCGCUGUCGGUUCAUAUUUCGUAUCAGUUAUUUACGUUUUGGACUAUACAUAAUUUUAUCUUCGUGUGUACCUGUUCAGCAGGUUAUCUAUCACUACGAUAGACAGUUAGGUUGCAUCAAAAUAACGCCAGUAAUAAUAUUUAGUUAGAUAAAAUAAUGCCGCUGGAUUUUCAUGCGGUCAAGAAUCAGUUUAAACAGACAUGGCUGACUACUCUCUUGAGUCUAGUUCUUUUUGCAGGUGUAACAUACUUCCUGCUGUGGGCAGAGAGCCACACUAUCCAAAGCAGUUUGAUGUUGGAGGAGCUAGUAUCAUCAGCUGAAAGUAUUGACGUGCACACUGCCAAUGAUGCAGCACGGUAUGAAGGUAGGGUUGUGCAUGUGGUUGGGCCUCUGCGGGUGUUGGAGCCCAUAUCCGAGCCUGACUACAACAUCCAAGUCCAAGCUGUGAAGCUAAGGAAAAGGGUACAGAUGUACCAAUGGAUUGAAGAGGCCAUGGAACAAGAUAAUUUUCUUAGCGAACCAGCAGAAGAGUCACAGAAAACCUACUGGUAUCACAAAGACUGGAGAGACUUUGUGGUUGACUCCAAUCUGUUCUACAUAAGGCCUGGCCAUCAAAAUCCAACUUCUAUGCCGCUGUUCAGUGAGACACAUAUUGCUGAAACUGUUAAAAUUGGCUGGUUAUCAUUAGGUGUAGAUGUAAAGAGAAAAGUGAAUGAUUACUAUGAGAUCUGGUCAGACUCGCGGCCCGACCGUAGCGACAUAAAACUGCACUCGGGCUUCUACUACCACGGCGAGAGCGCGCUCCACCACGAGGUCGGCGACCUGCGCGUGCAUUUCUCCUAUGCCGGCCGGGAGGACGACAUCUACACAGCCGUCGGGAUAGUGGAGAAUGGGGUGCUGCAGUCAUUCAGCCCGACGGGGUUCCCCACCGCUGACCCCAUCUCGGUGCUCCGCAAGGGCUCGUUCAGCCUCAAGCAGCUGCACGAGCUGGAGAGCCGCGCCGCCAACGCCAGCACCUGGAAGUACCGCGUGCUCGGCUUCGUGCAGGUGUUCGCGUCCACCAUGACGCUGCACCCGGAUUGGGUCACUCUGUUUUUACAAUGGGCGUGGAUAUCAAGCAGCCUUCGCCGCUGCAGCAGGGUGUGGGUCAACCUGGUGCUGUCCUUCUCGUACACGUUGCUCGUCACUUCUAUCCCAUGGUUAGUACAUAAACCUUCUUUUGGGGCUAUAAUGCUUGGUGGAGCCAUGCUUCCGAUACUACACUACUCUACUCUGCUUAGCCGCCGCCCGUAAGGUCUAGCAAAGCUGGGCGAAGAAAAAACUCAUAUUUGUGUUUGGAUUUCCGACGUAUCAGUAACUUUACAGGGAUUGCUUAAGGCCACUGCCCUCAAUCACAAUACAACUGGUUAGUUGAAUUAAAUGUUGAAAGCACAAGCCAUAUAUCCAAGGUGUUUCACCUCAACACGUCGUCGAGAUGUGCUGUUGAUAACAAUAGGCUUGUGUCACAGUUUUUAUUUCAACUGCAGAUUUGUUCAAUUUGUUGCGACAAAGGGAGAGAUCGCUGUGAGGAAAAAUUUGCGCAACAGACUCUCAGCGCCUGCCAGAGUGCUAGUUCAAUUCCGAAUUUAAACAAGAUAAAAUAAUCGGACAAUUUAUAACAUUUUUAUUUAAUCGAUGAUUUAUAAUCAGACUAUUGUUAAAUACUAUGUCAUAAAUACCCAUUCUAGUAUUAUCACCGUAUAUUGGUCCUCGCCUCGCGGCUCGGAGCAUAAAAUGCUUCGGAUGGGUUGGGUUGUUUUAUGCUACAAUAAAAUAUAUACAUAUGUACAGUCACGGAAUUUAAAUUCCUACCCACCUAAGGUUCAAUAUCGUAUAGCAAACAGUCAUCAUAAGAGCUAUCUAAGCACAACGUUACUUGACAUAUCAGACGCAUUUGUUUGUGUUACUAGGCAACUGAUAUGAUUAAUUACGUUCACAUGGUGAACUGUAAAACGUCAAGGCACUGCUACAAAUGGAUGACAGUAAUGGAAAAUCUAACAAAAUAUAUGUCUAUCGCUUUCACUCUUGCAAUAUUCGAAUGAAAGGAACGCAGAUAAUGAACUUUCGGAAUCGACGUUUGAAUUGUUGAUUGUCGACGAAUCCAGACACUGGUGCCGAUAUAUAGGGAGCGUGCAUGAACUAUAGGAGGCAGCACAGGAGCCGUCAGAUUUUUGGCGCGAGGCGUAAAUGUGAUGUUUUUCGUUCCGAUGUAGCCCACAAGAUGGCAGAACCUACUAUGCACAAGAAAACAAUUGACGUGUAAAUGUGCCUGUUUAUGGUUCCGAUUCAGACCACAAGAUGGAAGAUCCUCCAACGCGCACGGUCCCUAUACUAAAAUGAAAAUUUCGACCUUAAUGCAUCGUGAAUGCCUAACAACAUUUCAACGAAACGGGUAGGAAAUUAAAUUCCUUGACUGUACGUGCUAGUAUAAUACCUCGGGAAGUCAAAAAACACAAGGAAAAAAAAACCGACCAAGAGCAUGUCGGGCCAUGCUCAGUAUAGGGCUCCGUAGUUACCCGUCCGUCGAAAUAGGCUACCUUGAAUGGGAGCUAUUAGAGGGUAUCCUGGACCAAAGAGAAUUAAGAAGACCAAGAGUGCUCACUUCAUACAACGGUUUUGUUACCAAAAAUACUAUUUCGUAGUCUACAUCUUUUUGUUUGCCGCGACAUCUAUUGUCGAGUAGCAGUACUGAGAGUUCCGCUACUUGACGCUAGAUGUAGACUACGAAAAUAAUGGUAUUUUUGGUAAUAAAACCGUUGUAUGGAGUGAGCACUCUUGGUCUUCUUAAUUAUAUUUGCCUGGACAUAACAAGCAUACCUAUACUACAAAGGGAAGACUUAUAACGGUUUAACCGAUCAUGUUCGCUAAAGUUUUCCUUGAAAAUCUUUACUUUCACGAUUUUUUCAUAUUUUUUGGAUCUUGGAUUUGGAGUUCGAAAAGUUAGAGGGGAGCAUGUUUUUUUUCUUUCAGAGUCGUUUCCGAAAAUAUUGUGUUUAUCAAUAGUGGUUCUUGACGACCCCUAUUAGUUUUGUAAAACCUAUUCAACGUCACCGCAAAAGGUUAAGGUAUAGGGUGUCCCUACGGGCUGUUGUGCAAAAAAAUGUGCCCUCACCCUCUCUAACUUUUGAACCGGGCUUACAAGAAAUUUGAGUAAAAUCAAGAAAAUAUUUAAACUUGGUAUACUCGGGCAACGCAUAUGCGUGUGGGCUAUUAUGCGUGCCCCGACAUGCACUGGGUCGGUUUUUAAAAUUCGAUUAGGUAGUGAAACAUUUUGCGGCCUAACCAUCUCUUCUUAAUAUGAAGGUACAUAUAUUCAAUAAAUAAAAAACCUGCAUUUAUACAAAACAUAUCUCUCUGUAAUUCAUCAAAAUAUGUAGUUGAGAUCAUAUUUCUUUAAUUGCAUUAAUCAAUCUUGUUUUUUGAGAGGAUAAUAGUUAUUUGUUUUACAAGGGGGAAAAAUUGGUGUUUAACCUCUCGUGCUAAUAUUGAUACCGGAACAAGCGCAAGAUUCCAAAAUUGAACCACGAGCGGAGCGAGUGGUUCGAGAAGAGGAAUUUUGAGCGUUGCGAGGGUUUCAAGGCACGAGGGUUAAACAAACUGUCUCCGAGUGAAACACAAAAAUUGUCACCUCACCAACGCGAUGAAAAAUACUUAGUAUGUAAAACAAAAAAAUCUAACCAAAUCAAAUAUACCUAAAUGAACGUAAUAAAAAAUGUUUCAUUCUAAAUCAUCAUUUAAAAGUCAAUUCUACCAGCCAACAUAAGGUCACAACUCAAAAUUUGCAUUUGAUCACUUUGCCCCACUUGUGGAUAAAAAGAAACUUUCUUAUUAGUUUUUGAACAAUCAAGAGGACCUUUACCUUUGUUUUGGUAAAAAAUAGGACAAUAUGUAUUAAAGCAAUACAGAAGUCAUAAAACGCCUCGUAAUAAUACUGAGAAGUGACGUCGUUGAAUGUGUACACAUGUGUAUGUGAGUUUUACAAAAGGUGCAAUAUGUACUUAAAUAAAGAAGAUUUUUUGUUCCUUUCGUAUUUCUCGGAUAACAAAGAAGCAAGCACGACCAAUUGCCGUGUACGACGCGGAACUGUGGACGCUUACCUGUAUACUGUAUACUACCCUAAUGCCCUAGUCGAUAAAGUCAAUGUAACUCACACAAAAAUAUAUGAUGCCAUGCCAUAUAGUGUCCGAAUAGUAAAUAUUUUUUUAUACAUAUGUAAGUAUGAGGCAGUUUGGAACUGUUAUUAACAUCUAGUCAUUAGGGGGAUUAACUUAAUAUUAAUACAUACAUCUGUACUAAUACAUUAAAAUUCCAUGUUCAUCAUUAGUCACUAAGUAUAGAAUAUAUGUACGUUAUAUUGUUCUUUGCGGAAUAUUAGUAAAUAAAAAAGUAUACGUUUUGAAUCCUAAAUACCCUAAUAAUAAUAAAAACCUCCAAUUAAACAUUUGACACUUGGGUAUUUAAUUAAUUUAGUAAGUACAUGCCUGUAUUUCAUUCUUUCAGCGUGUGUAUUAAUAUUACAAAAGUAAAUAGAUAUGCGGAUUUUUUUGGGCACCAUGAGGUAAUAAUGAGAUAAUUUCAUUAUUCAUUACUCGCUCUGUAUUCAAUUUGCUUCAAAAUUUUACCGCAUAAUGCGCCUGAUGGAAACCUUAUGCUUAAUUCUGCGCACAUCUAUUUCAUCCUAAAAACGAAGUAUUUAUAGCUAAAAACACAAGUGUUGUUUAUAGGUAGAGCUUGUUUUAGAAGUGAUUUAUGUGUCAGGCUGUGCCUGAUAUUUUGGUUACUAUUUUAUCUCUCUAAUGUAAUCUAUUUUACAUAUUUAAAGCUUAAAGUAGAGCAGGUGUAAUUAACACAUUCACUGCCAAAACACUCUAGCUCUCUAUCCCACGCUCUUUUUUUAUUGUGAAAUAGUAAUAUAUAAUUGAGCGAACUCAACACAAUAUUGUAAACGUAGUUUUUAACUAACUUUAUAAUGUUAAUUUACGUGUAAGUAACGUGUUAGUAAAAUAAGUUGUUUGAAGACCAAGAUUUCAGGCUUACGAUUUCGGACGAUUAUGGGUGGAUCCACUUUUGUCGUUGUUAUUUUGUCCUGCCAGCUAGGCGACAAUAGUAGAAUACUUAGUUUGUUAGAAGAACUGUUAUACCACGUUCUAAUAAUAUGACAACUAGAUGACCCACGGAAGGGCUUUAACUCCCAUAAAAAUGUAGAUAUCUUUAGUUAUUUUAAAUACCACAAAACCAGGGUUUUAUAAUAUAAAUGAUCCUGAUAGUAACCAUGGUAGCGGGAGUCAAUAAAAUGUUGAUUCCCCCUUAUUUACAUGCAUCCAAAUUGAACGAAUGCGCAGCUGAUGAUCUGUUAACUUAAGAGGAUAGUGGACGACCGCAUCUUCAUACAAACGUAGUUCCUAUUUUACUCCCUGGUUAUUAUGGACAUUAUAAAAAUAUUUUUACACAAUUUGAUAUAGGUACUUAUAUUAAUUAGUGAUGCAACGAAUAGUACUUUUAUGCAUACGAAUAACAUUUUAUGAAUUUACUUAUACGAAUAGCACUUCGAAUAUAACUUUGGUACUUCGAAUAUAAAUUCAGUUUUUGGAUUUUGUCUCUUACUUGUGCUAUAUAUAAGACUUCUAGCCUAAUUAUUAUUUUUAGUUUUAUUUAAAAAGUUUCGUAUGAAACAUGCGACGUUGACGAACGUAUCAUUUGAUUGCUUUGACUUACAUAUAAAUUAGGUUUUUCCGCUUCAAGAGGCAGAAGAUCUGAGACAAUAAUAUUAAUUUUGACUUCAUACCUACAUGUGUUCUGUAAAACUAUUCAAACGGUAAAAACCGAAAUUUACAGGUACUAACCUGCAUUAUUGUCGAGGCGAGGAAUGAUGCAAUUUACGGGCCUGAGUACUCUUUUCAAACUUUGGGAAUCCGUUUAAUUUAACACGAAGCUUUUUCCUAAAUUUAUUUUUUUCAUAAUAUGAAGUCAAAUGUUGAGCUUGAAAUACGUCUUAACUUAUCAGUCUCAGGCAGUAAUAAAUAUGCCGAUUUUUAAACGUUAAUUUAUCAAUAACUGUUUGACCUUAAUUUUUGAAAUAUUGUGUUCUAGACAAGCUAAGGGGCUUGAAUAAAUGUGCCAAAUUGCAUGUGUGUAGGUUAAAUAGGUUUCGAGUUGUGAAGGGGUCUAAAGUAGCUCGAAAUGGUUCGAGUAAUAUACGGUUUAUAAUAUGUGUACGGUUGCUGCUUCGCCAGUUCCUUUUUCUUUGAACUUGGCUGGACACGCGCUGGGGACUACGUUUGUAUGAAGAUGGAGAGCAUGGAGACAUAUCUUAAAAGCGUUGAUAUGACUUUGUGUUUUGAAUAACACACUACGCACAAGACCUUUUACCUAUUUAUUAAAGCCAAGUUGGUAUCGGUGCAAUAUUGCUCAAUUUAAUAAUAAUAAGAGUUGUAAUUGUUAACCAUCAUCGUAGUUUCUAAGCCAAUUGUAAAUAGAUAAGUAUAUUUGAUGCGGGGCUAUGCGGGUAGUAUUAGAGCUAUGCAAGGCAGAGGACCGGCGGUGCGAGGAUGCGUUCAUUGCGCCUCACGUUGUAGCCUUUUGCAUUUGCUAUGAUCCGAUUUUAUCUUUGCGCACCGCUUUUCUACCUUAGCAGCUCUGGUCGUAGCUCGACCGGUCGACAUGUAAAAAGCCCUUCAGGCUAGAGUUGAAUUGCGGAUAUUUACUGGCGUCUUAUUCUUUAACAUGGUAUUUAUACUUAUAAAACAAAAAGAACUGGAGGUUCAUACUUAUGAACCUCUAGGCCUUUUUGUUGCCUUAUUCUUUUGUUGCAGUACAUCUUCUGUAUUAUUGCCUUUUUAAUGUGUUUAUAUUACGUUUGGUUUCUGAAUAAACUUUAAAAAAAAAAAGCGUUAACUUGGUCUGACUCUGAUAGUAUAAUUUUAGUAUAAAAUAUCUAGUGAUAUAGCCAAGGGAUAUGAUGAAAAUUAUUAAAAUUUUAAACAGAAGUAGAUUUUCAGAGUAUGUAGAAUAAUUGAUACAAAAGGGCAGCCCGUUCCACGGCCAUACGUGAAAACGCCUUCUAUAUCCGCAUUACGACUAUUACGAACCUUAAAUCUGACGCAAAUUAUUAGGCGUAGUUUUGGCACAUUCACAAUAGUUUGUCACCACGAAGUGGGAUGGAGAUGGUAUGGGGGCGUUCCUGAAUAUCCGACAGUCAGUAGCGGCCGACUCACUGCACGCACAGACUAUGAUCAGUUGUUUUGUAAACUACAUAUUCGUAUGACGUAUGCCUAGUGUAACAAAUAUUGUAUAUUAAAAUAAAAAGGACGUAUUAUUAAGCUGCAAACAUAAUUAUAAUAAAAAUAUUAUUUUAUAAUAUAAUCAGAUAAUUGUCAUUAUUUGCGUACGUAAGCUAGUAACGUUCAAUUUUAUUUUUUAGUAAAGAUCGUGUUAUUAACAACGACGCGUGCCUUGACUCGUAAUGUGAUGUAAUUAGAGGUUAGAUUUGAUAAAUAUGCGCGUCAUUGUGACACGAACUAUACUUAGAGUUAAAGUCAUUUGUCCCUUGUUUAUCUGCUAGAAUAUUCGAUAUCCCAAAUUUGUAAUAGAACUUUCGCUGCUCAAAAUCUGGCGGCGAAUAAAAGGCAGUUUACAGUCCCAACCGUUGGCUGCUGGCAAUAUCGAAAACCACAGUGUAAAGUGACCGUAAGAUUCGUAACAAGCUAUGCAUAAUCGGAAAGCUUGCUUAUAUACCGUUUUUUUAGCCCUUGACUCGCAUAUGAUAAGUGAGCGAUAUUCAUAUUUUUUCAAUAAUUUAUUACACUGUAAUUCCGUGUUGAGUAGCUGUAUUAGACUGGCGCUAGGCGAGAUUUUUAUUUUGUUAAUUAAGCUUACCUAUGUCUCAUAAGUCGACAAACCUCCGCCACGAAGCUUAGAGCCUGGAGUACUGUGACUCAUAUUUAUAUAGAUUAUAAUGUUUAUUGUUCUGACCAUUUGCCUCUUAGUGUGAAGUGUAAUUUUAACGUAAUAAGAACGAAAACUAACCAUUUUUUGCAAGAAAGUAGUAAGGUUAUUUGGGGGGUCAGGAAUGAGGAGCAAAUAAGGAGAUAAACGUGUCUGUGGCUGGAAUAAACAUGUUCGAAGUGCGCACGGGGACGCUCGACUUAAAUACAAAAUGUGGCUUAAUUGUAAUAAACCUAGUAAAGGAAAAAUAUAUGAUGAAAUGUGUGAAUCUCGUAAAGUAUUUAAAAGUAAACUGAAGUGGUGCUUAAAACACCAAGAACAAAUUAAGAAGACAUCAUUGCGUCGCAUAGGGAAACUAAAAACUUCACUAAAUUCUGGAAAGCUACAAACAAGCUAAAUAUAAAGCCUAGCCUACCCGUGAGCGUCGCAGGCCUAAGUGAGCCUAAGGGAAUUGCGGAAGUAUUUAGGAAGCAUUUUACAGUGAAAUCACCUUUAGGUCCUUCACGACAGGUGAUCGAUGCUAAGACUAGUUAUGACUGGACAAAAAUUCAUAUCACUGCUAAACAAGUAGCAAGCGUUAUUAGAGACAUGACUAGAGGCAAAUCCCCGGGUAAUGACUGCCUCAGUAUCGAGCACUUAAAAUAUGCAGGGAUUCAUUUGCCGAGAGUUUUAUCUAUGUUCUAUUCAUUUUGUCUGAGCCAUGCGUACUUACCAGAGGAGUUAAUGAAUACCAUUGUUGUACCCAUAGUGAAAAACAAGACAGGAGACAUCGCUGACAAAACCAACUAUAGACCAAUCUCUCUCGCAAAUGUACUCGCCAAAGUAUUGGAUAGCAUGCUUAACGCUCAACUUGACCACUACUUACAAUUUCAGGACGGACAAUUUGGAUUUAGACCUGGCCUCUCAACUGAAACUGCCAUUUUGAGUCUUAAGCAUGCUGUCCGGUAUUACACUGAACGUAGCACUACUGUCUACGCAUGUUUCCUAGACCUCUCUAAAGCCUUUGACUUAGUUUCAUACGACGUCUUAUGGCAGAAGAUGAGGGAUAGAAAUAUACCUACGGAAUUGACUAGCAAAUUUCAGUAUUGGUACGCAAAUCAGCGCAAUAGUGUACGAUGGGCUGGUGCUCGUUCAGACUCGUACGGUUUAGAGUGUGGCGUAAGACAGGGAGGGUUGUCUUCGCCAAAGCUCUUUAAUUUGUAUGUGGACGGGCUUAUAUCUGAGCUCAGCAACACGCAUGUGGGGUGUCACGUGGACGGUGUCUGUGUAAACAACAUCAGCUACGCAGACGACAUGGUGUUGUUGAGCCCAUCGGUGAAGGCACUCAGAAGGCUCCUGAGUAUUUGCGAAUCCUAUGCGAGCAGUCACGGAUUACAAUAUAAUGUAAAAAGAAGUGAAAGUGAUCUUUAAGGCCGCCGGUAAGAGACCGGAAAUGCCGCCUCUUGAUGUGCCGGUCAUUUGUCUCAACGGUGCACCAUUACAGAGAGUUUUUAGUUUUAAAUAUCUUGGGCAUUAUCUAACCGACGACCUUAAAGAUCAUUAUUAAUUAUUAGGUUUUUUUGAAAGAGAACGCAGGGCGCUGUCGGUGAGGCGUAACAUGUUGGCCCGCAGUUUUGCUCGUUGCUCGAAUCAAGCCAAAAUCACGCUAUUCAAAGCGUUCUGUCAGAGCUUCUAUACGAGCAGCCUGUGGUUCAACUGCACUCAGAAGUCGCUCAGUGCCCUGAGGGUUCAAUAUAAUAACGGCUUUCGGGUGUUGUUGGAGCUUAUAUCUAGCGAUAGUAGCUGUGACGGGGGAAAUUAUCCGGAGGAUUCUGGGCCCGGUUAGAAGAAGAAAGACCGAGGUAUAUUGAAACAGACAAGGUUAGACUAGUGCGUUCUCUGGUGUUCCUAAUCUUUCCUUAUGGUAGUGAGACAUGGACUAACCGAGCAAACUUGAUCAAACGUAUCAACCCAUUUGAAAUGUGGUGUUGGCGCCGGCUUUUACGGAUACCUGGGACAGCUAGACGUAUAAACGUUGUAGCACGGCUCCGUACACAACAACUACGGCCCAGUUGCACCAACAAUAAUUGACGGACUGAUCGACACCACUCAUCUGUGAACUACAUAUGAAACUUACACAAAAUAAUUUAGCGAAAGUUUCAAAGGUGACAGACGAUUUGGUGCAAAUCUGCUGUGAGUUACCUAACUAAAUUGUUAAGAUUUAAGAUUCAACUCAAGAUUUGACUUAUUAUUCCAUUACAUACAAACAAUUACGAACAUACUACGAACUGGCUCAUAAUAUUCCAAGGGACUGUUUUAAGUACGAGUAUAUUUGGGUUCUGUUCCAAACCCGAAAGCAAUCCAAUAUACGAUAAAGUCAUUAAAAUGCAUCUUUCCUUUAUUGGUAAUUUGGAUAAACAAGAUGCUGACAAUAAACGUGACUGUCUUGUCCGAAAACUAUCGCUUGCCAAUAUUAAUUUCAAAACAUUGUUUAUUGGAAUCAAAGAGUAAAGUAAGUAAAUUGGAAAGCUAUUGUUGUAAAUAUUUUAUUGUAUUCAGAAUAUUUUUUAUUGCAACUUUUACAUGUUUUGUAUUUUAUUAUUAUUUUUGGGGUUAUAUUCAUUUUUAUGUGUUUAUAAUUACACAAUAUUUUCUUCUUAUUUACAUCGGUGACCUUUCAUGACUGCCAAUGUCUGUUUUCAAGGAGUCUCCUUGCCACUAAAAUAAAUUAGUACAACUGAAAAUCCGCAACAUGGCGAAGGCCAAAUAGAAUCUUGUUAUUGUAUACCUAGACAAAACUUGCACACUGUAUAUUUCAAUAAGUAUUGUAUACUAUUGUAUUGCGUUAUUGCGCCGUAUAUUGUAUUACGUUUACUCAAUAAGUAGGUACAUUUUAUAGCGCUGUUUCUUAUUAAAUGUCAAUUGUUGAACACAUUUCGGUGCAUAAGUUGUUUACGACAUACCUCUAGGUUUGUUGUAAUUUUUGAAUCCCUUUAUAAUGAAUCCUAUUUUCAAUAUAUUCUAUUGAUUAUGA
Molecule: messenger RNA, 11069 nt
Organism: Cydia pomonella (codling moth)
Lineage: Eukaryota; Metazoa; Arthropoda; Insecta; Lepidoptera; Tortricidae
Gene: Tmem43
Product: transmembrane protein 43 homolog
Exons: 8
Coding region: 230-1366 (378 amino acids)
Biological process (GO): nuclear membrane organization
Cellular component (GO): nuclear inner membrane
Source: RefSeq, a predicted model, not a curated record